AUGGAAUACCACCAAAAGUCCGCGCGCCUGCCGCGCAUCGCGGAGGAAAAAGAGAAGUGGCAGCGCGCGAUUGUCAUCCUUGAGCACUGCCCCUUGCAGAGCAUCCAGACGGAGCGGGGGUUUGAGCUGCUGAGCGAGCGGCACCGCGCCUACCACGCGCGGCAUCAACAGGAUCCGGCGGAGUGGCGCCCCGACGUCGUCCACCAAUGCCUCCUCCACCUGCAGGACUCCCCUCUCAAUCGCGCGGGCAAGCUGGAGGUGUUUUUGCGCACGAAAAAAGGCGUUUGCAUCGCCGUCGACCCGCGGCUCCGCGUACCGCGGCAUAUGCGGCUUUUCGAGAAGAUGAUGGUCUCCCUUCUCUUCCGGAUGAAGGUGCGCUCGAGCACGGGGUACCUCUCCCUGCUGCGGGUGGUGCGGAACCCCAUCGGGGACCACAUCCCCGCCAACACCGUGUUCUACCGCGUCGAGCGGGAUGGGGAGGAGGUGGAGGUGUUCGAUUUCUGCGCCUCCCUCGCCCGCGGGGGCGCGCGAAACCCCCAUGAGGGCGACGACGCGAAGAAACCAACCGCCGCGGCCUCAAGCGACGAGGCCGGGAGCGCCCCCUUCGCGCAGGCGCAUCGCGAGGCCGUCGCCGCGCGCCGCUUUCGCCCUUUUGCGUUCAUCAUCGGCGGGAUGUCAAAGGGCGACGUCGACGUCGACUACGCGCCGAAAGCGCAGGUGCGGAGCGUCCGUCUGGGGGAUCGCGGGAUGUCCGCCGCGGCGGUCGUGAGCGAACUGCUGCACGGUCUGGAGGAGGAAUGGCUGCGCGAGGAUAAUGAAGCGGGCUAG
This is a messenger RNA of Phytomonas sp. EM1, 828 nucleotides long. The record is from the annotation of a GenBank genome assembly. Lineage: Eukaryota; Euglenozoa; Kinetoplastea; Trypanosomatida; Trypanosomatidae.